AUGCCGACUCGCGCCGAUCCAGACCGCAAAUCGCCUCUGAAGCUGCUCACGAAGAAGUUAUUGAGUGUCAUGGACGUGGUGGUUUUUGGCUCGCCUUGCAAAGUGCACCAGAACCCACUAAACGCAUCCCUGGGAAAUCGUGAAGCGCUAGGGAUCAUUGCCGGAAAUAUGAAGAAACCAAGGGGUACAAGGUACUGA
Molecule: messenger RNA, 198 nt
Organism: Peronospora matthiolae
Lineage: Eukaryota; Oomycota; Peronosporomycetes; Peronosporales; Peronosporaceae
Source: the annotation of a GenBank genome assembly